Messenger RNA from Phymastichus coffea, 11184 nucleotides. It is a transcript of the gene LanA, whose product is annotated as laminin subunit alpha. Gene Ontology annotation, molecular function: signaling receptor binding. Gene Ontology annotation, biological process: regulation of cell migration; cell adhesion; regulation of embryonic development. The transcript is spliced from 30 exons. The record is from RefSeq and is a predicted model, not a curated record. The coding region runs from base 1 to 11058 and encodes 3685 amino acids. NCBI's taxonomy places the organism in Eukaryota, Metazoa, Arthropoda, Insecta, Hymenoptera, Eulophidae.
AUGGGGCAGUUACGACUGCUGCUCCUGUUGGCGUUGCAAUUAUGCUGGUCAAAAGGGGAGAUAUUGACGCCGCCUUAUUUUAAUCUUGCGGCUGGUAAAGCCAUCACCGCUACGGAUACAUGCGGCGUUAACACACCUGGACCUGAACUCUAUUGCCAACUCGUCGGUGCUAUUUCCGAUCAAGAGGCUAAUAGCGUUAAUAAUCAGACUAUUAUUCAGGGACAGCAAUGCGACUACUGCGACCCCGAUGACGAGGAAAAAAAACAUCCGCCCGAGUAUGCCAAUGAUGGUAGGGAAACCUGGUGGCAAUCACCUCCACUUUCGAGGGGGAGGAAGUAUGAACAGAUCAACCUUACUAUCAGCCUUGGACAGAUAUUCCAUGUCGCAUACGUGUAUAUGCGUAUGGGUAACGCACCACGACCACGACUAUGGGUACUCGAGAAAUCUAAAGAUUUCGGCGAGACUUGGACAUCAUGGAUGUACUUUGGUGAAUCAAACAACGAUUGUCAAACAUACUUCGGCAUCGAAGCAAACACGCCUAUCACACGUGAUGAUUCGGUUGUUUGCAAAACCGAAUACUCAAAAAUCGUACCACUGGAGGGUGGCGAGAUACCAAUCUCCAUUCUAAACAACCGACCAUCAUCCAACUACUACUUCAAUUCAUCGGUUUUGCAAGAAUGGACUAAAGCUACAGACGUUAGAUUCAGAUUUAUCAAGACAAAUAAUUUCCUUGGACACUUGAUGUCCGACGGACAAUUAAUUAGACAAGAUCCUACCGUGACGAGACGAUAUUUUUAUUCUAUAAAAGACAUAGAAAUCGGAGGUCGUUGCUUCUGUAACGGUCAUGCCGAUAAGUGCGGCACUUUAGAUGCCAGUCGUCCAACUAAGCUGUUCUGUCAGUGUCAACAUAAUACUUGUGGCGCUCAGUGUGAAAAUUGCUGCAAAGGUUUUGAGCAGAAAAAAUGGAGACAAUCAACUUACUCUAAGAAAUUUGUCUGCGAACCGUGUAACUGUUUCGGACAUUCGGAAGAAUGUGAAUACGACGCUGAAAUUGACGAAAAACAUUUGUCGUUGGAUAUUCACGGUAGUUAUGAAGGUGGUGGUAAAUGUAAAAACUGUAGACACAAUACCGAAGGUAUUAACUGUAACCGUUGCAAACCCAAAUUCUACAGACCGGGUUAUAAACCACUCAAUGCUACUGACGUUUGUCAGCCAUGUAAUUGCAAUAACUUCAAUCUGACCGGUAACUGUUACGAAUCGACCGGCCAGUGCGAAUGCAGACCUGAGUAUGCAGCACCAAAUUGCGAUGAAUGUAGUUACGGUCACUUCGGCUAUCCUAACUGCCGACCAUGCGAGUGCAAUCUUAACCGUACCGAAGGAUAUCACUGCGAAGCUAUCGAGGGACAAUGUCCGUGCAAAGUCAACUUCGCUGGUCAUUAUUGUAACAUUUGUGCUGAAGAAUAUUACGAUUUUCCCAACUGUUAUUCUUGCGACUGUAACCCAACUGGCUCACUGAACAACGUUUGUGAUGUCUUGUCCGGUAACUGUUCUUGCAAGUCCAAUUAUGGUGGCAGACAGUGUGACAUCUGCGAAGAUGGUUACUACAAUUAUCCCAAGUGUACAUAUUGCGAAUGUGAUACACGUGGUACUGAACCCGGCGUUUGCGACAAAGAAAACGGCAAGUGUCUAUGUAAAGAAGGGUACGGCGGUCCUCGAUGUGAUCAAUGUAUCAGUGGUUACUACAACUAUCCCAACUGUGAGCCAUGUAACUGCAGCUUUAAUGGUUCGUCUUCAAUUAGUUGUGACGUUGGUGGCAAAUGUCACUGUCUGUUCAACUUCGUCGGCAAAACUUGCAAUCAGUGCGCCCCUGGUUAUUACAACUAUCCUGAUUGUAUCGCUUGUAAUUGCGGUACUCAUGGUUCAAAUGGCAUAUCCUGCGGUCAAGACGGCAAAUGUCAAUGUCUCGAGAACUUUGAAGGCGAUCGCUGUGAGAGAUGUAAAGACAACUAUUAUAACUACCCCACGUGCGAGGGAUGUAAUUGCGAUCCUGCUGGUAUUGCUGGUACAUUCCGCGGAUGCGGUAGUUUGCCAGCUGGUGAACUCUGUCAAUGUAAAGAACGCGUAGAAGGACGUAUUUGUAAUGAGUGUAAAAAGCUAUUCUGGAACUUGCAAGCUAACAAUCCUGACGGGUGUGAAGACUGUCAAUGUCACAUUCCUGGUGUUAUCGGUAGCAUCGGCGAGUGCGAUGGCAAAACUGGUCAGUGUAUCUGUAAACCUGGUGUGACUUCUCGAGACUGUUCCGUAUGCGCGGACGGCAUGUACAAUCUUCAAGAGAGUAAUCUUUUUGGUUGUGCCGGAUGUAACUGUAAUAUCGGUGGUUCUUUAAGUCCAAUUUGCAAUAAACAAGACGGUCAAUGUCUCUGUCGCAAUCGCGUGGAAGGUCAAACUUGCAACCAACCUAUGAGAGCUCAUUAUUUCCCAACUCUUCAUCAAUUUCAAUAUGAAGCCGAGGACAGCCAUGCUCCGAACAACCGAUCCACACGUUAUGGUUUCGCAGAGGAUCUUUUCCCCGGUUAUAGCUGGAAGGGAUACGCAGAGUUCUCGUUGCUUCAAAACAAAAUCAUUCAUGAAAUUGAUGUACAGAAAUCGUCGCUAUACCGUAUGGUGAUGCGAUAUGUGAAUAAAAAUCCUAAACCGAUCAUUGGAUUUGUGACCAUUGCACCUGAUAAUCAUGCUGAUGACGAACAGCACUUUAAGGUUCAGUUCAAGCCUACGAACAAACCAGCAUUUGUUACUGUAGCUGGUGCGCAAGGCAAUCUACCAUCGGUAAUGGUAAUGAAUGCCGGUCAUUGGACAGUUUCAAUCACCGUUGAAAAGAAUAUCUUGCUCGACUAUUUUGUUCUCCUCCCAUCCGAGUACUACGAAGCAAGCAUACUCACUCAAGAUGUCAGUACCCCAUGUCACAUUGGUGACAGGGGCCUAUGCCGUCACUACGGUUACCCGAACUUGACUCCAUUCGACGCUGUGCUCGGUAAUGGUGCUUUUGUCGAUGAUAAUGGGUCAAGAAAUCCACCAAAUAAAAUAUUCGAUGACGAGUAUGCUCUAAGAGAAUGGGGAGAGAAUCCAUUGCCAAUAAUCAAUGACGAACAAUCGAAAUUGUACUUUGAAAUGGUGAUUAGCAAGCCGGGACCAUAUGUGCUUGUUAUCACUUAUGUCACACCUCCAAAGGAACAGAGCCGUACUGCUAUCUUCAAUGUCGAUGUUAACUAUAAAGACAAGGGCAGGGCUAUUCUUUAUCCGUGCACCUAUAGUAGCGUCUGCCGUCAAGUAGUUACAGAACCCAACGGCAAAGUGGCUAUGAUGAACUUCCCCAAUAAUGAUGUAAUCAUUGUGUUAGACGGUGAACCAGGCUUGAACGUUGCCGUAAAAGCAAUUGUUGCAGUUCCCGUCUCAGAAUGGUCAGUUGAAUAUUUGAUGCCAAAAUCAGUGUGCAUACGCAAUAAUGGCCAAUGCAUCCAAGAUCAAUUCCCUGAAGCACCCGAUGCUAAACGCAUAGAACUCGAUCAAGUUAGCAAUGUAUUAGAAGUUGCUACGACACCCGAUGGAAUUUAUGACAACAGUUCCAAGUUUAUCUACCUUCACGAUCAAGAUGAGACAAUUGAUAUACCGGCAAAAGUUCCUCAUAUAGGAGAUUACGUUUUUGUUGUGCAAUAUUAUCAACCGGACUACCCUGAAUUUGAUCUUGAAGUAUUUGUACAGAAUGGAAAGUUCUACGAGGCUAGAGUACCUAUGACACAUUGCCCGAGCAACAGCGGAUGUAGAAGUCUUGUUCGUCAGACUAAUGGCGACGCACGCUUCCAGUUGAUCGAAAAUUUUGUAAUAACUCUAAAAGAAAUCACCGGACGUGGAAUCUACCUGGACUAUAUUCUGGUAAUACCGGCUGAUCUCUACAGCGAUGACAUCUUGAGGAAAUUACAAUUCGAUCAAACUAAACAAUUCAUCGAACAAUGCAGUCAAAAUCACUUCACGAUCGACAUCAAUGAAACUAGUUUCUGUCGGGACUCAGUAUUCUCAUUGACCACCAAUUAUAACAGUGGAGCUUUACCUUGCAGUUGUGACGUUGAAGGUUCUCGAUCGUUUGAAUGCGAAAAGUUCGGUGGUCAAUGUCAUUGCAAACCUAACGUUAUUGGCCGUAGAUGUAACAUUUGUAAGUCCGAUUAUUUUGGUUUCCCCAAUUGUCGUCCAUGCAAUUGUCCACCGCGUGCUCAUUGCAAUCCUGAAAAUGGCGAUUGCUUUUGUCCACCGAACGUCAUAGGUGAUAAAUGCGAUCAGUGUGAAAUCGGUACUUACGGGUACCAUCAGAUCUUCGGUUGCGAAAAAUGCGAGUGUCAUCCACAUGGUGUUCUCAAUGGUGAUCUUCAGUGUGACCUUCUCUUGGGUACAUGUAAAUGUAAGCCUAAUGUGGAUGGACGUAGUUGCGACGUUUGUCAUCCUGGACACUAUGCAUUUCCAUACUGUGAAAAAUGUGACUGUGAUAUUAGAGGUACGACAGAUGAAAUUUGCGACCAGGACAAUGCUGACUGUAAAUGCAAAGAGAAUGUGCACGGACCAGCUUGCGAUGUUUGCAAGGAAGGAAUGUUUAAUUUACAAGCUAACAAUGAGAAAGGUUGUAGCCAAUGCUUCUGCUUUGGUAAAACAACUAGAUGUAGUUCAGCAACUUUGUACAGAACUCACAUUACGGAUAUGGAUGGUUGGGAUGUCGCUUUGGUGAACGAGAAAAAUGAUACCGUGAAGAUUAUCAAGAAUAUACCACAGAAACUCAACGAGACUCAUAUCAUGGUCGAUAUGAAAGUUAACGAUCCAAAUGAAGUUGACGAUAAGGACAUCUUGUAUUUAUCCGUUCCACUAACCUACCUCAACAAGAAGAUCACAUCCUAUGGUGGAUGGUUGAACUACACUAUCUUUUACACUACUACUGGUAUCUAUGGUCAAGCUGUUCCUGGUGUCGACGUUAUAUUACAGGGCGCAGAUAAUUUCUUGAUGUACAGAGCUGAAGAGCAACCACCAUCGUUGGAGAACUUCAUUACGUCGGUGCAGUUGGUCGAAUCAAAUUUUGAGACCAAACACAAUGUUAUGGCGACUAGAGAAGAAUUUAUGGUUAUACUGAAAGAUCUUAGAGGCAUUUACAUUCGAGCGACCUAUUGGCUACCGACUUUGAAAGUCUACUUAUCCCAAGUAACCCUCGACACCGGUACUGAUCAGUACAUUUUGAACGCUGAGUUAGCUAGUAGUGUUGAACAUUGUCAGUGCCCACCUAACUACAAAGGUCUGUCGUGCGAAGAAUGCGCUAAAGGUUAUUACAGAGUACCAGGACCAUUUGGUGGUUCCUGCGUGAAAUGCCAGUGUAACGGACACGCUGACUCAUGCGACGUUAAUACGGGAAUUUGCAUAGAUUGUAAGAAUGGUACAAUUGGCGAUCACUGCGAGUUCUGUCAAGAAGGUUACUAUGGUAACGCUACCUACGGUACACCAUCCGAUUGUCUCAUCUGUGCCUGUCCAUUACCAUUGCCAUCCAACAACUUUGCCAAAGGUUGUGACGUCAGUGAAGAUGGAAGUCGUAUCAGUUGUGAUUGCUUGCCAGGAUACUAUGGUGCCAGAUGUGAAUCUUGCUCAGCUGGAUUCUUUGGUAGACCAGAUGCCAUCGGUGAUACAUGUAAACCUUGCCAGUGUUCUGGAAAUAUCGAUACAAAUUCUAUCGACUCGUGCGAUUCUGUUACUGGUGACUGUUUGAAAUGUUUAAAUAACACUUACGGCGAAGCUUGCAAUCUUUGCGCCCCUGGAUUCUUUGGUGAUGCCGUUGAUAGGAAAGACUGCAAGAGUUGUUAUUGCGACCGAUGCGGUAUGAAGAAAUGCGACAGCUACAGUGGAACAUGCGAAUGUCAUGAGAAUGUAGAGGGCGAAACGUGUGAUCGUUGCGCGGACGAUCAUUAUGGUUUUCAAUCUUGUCAGGGCUGCAGACCUUGCAACUGUGCACUUGCUUCGGAGAGUACUCAGUGCGCUGAUGAAGAUGGCAAGUGUAAGUGUAAACCUGGCGUAGAAGGGCGUACUUGCGACCAGUGUAUGGCUGGAUUCUGGAAUUAUACUAUUGAAGGAUGUAUAUCUUGCAGCUGUACGACUGGUUAUUCGCGAGGUGCCUCUUGUAACCCCAUCAACGGACAGUGCGAAUGUUUACCCGGAGUGCUGGGUGAAAAGUGCGACCACUGCCCUGAACGUACCAUACUUGACGAACGUCGCGGUUGUCAGACUUGUGACAAAUGCACUCACGACUUACUCGACGUUACGGAUGAUUUGAGACUUAAACUAGAUCCAGUAGCCAAUUCCUUCCAGAAUGUCGCCGACACUUUCUUUACUAAUCAACGUCUUGAUUUUAUCAAUCAAACUCUGAGUAAAUUAGCCCCAGAAGUGAAAUUGUUGGACCCAAGGCGAAUUGACUUCCAGCCAUUGAAAGAACGGAUCGGUAAACUAAGUAGCAAAGCUUAUAGUUUGAAGAGAACAGUUGAGUACCGAAAUGACGACAGUAUGAAAUGGAAAGGAAUGGCCGAAAAGAACUUAAAAGAUGUGAAUAAUCUAGAGACAGAUGUUAAUAAAGAAAUUAAUUUGGUAAAUACAAUUAUCAACGAAGUACAGUCGCUGGCAACUAACACUGAGUUCAGCAGUGGUCCCAAAGUUGAUAAUGCGUUGAAGGAAUCGCGAGAAAUUCUUGAGAAGAUGAAGCAGGUAAGCUUUACCGAAGCUCGUGAUAAAGCAACUGACCAAGUUGAUCAAGCUAACAUUCUUGUAUCUGAAAUGAUUAGUUACGAAGAACCUGUAAAGAAACUCGAACAUAACACUGAAGCUGUUAAGAAUAAAACACGUGAAUUAUCCAAUCAAAUAGAUGAUAUGUAUAAUCUAACAGUUCAAGCUGACGAUAAAGCCAACGAAGCUGAAAGACUUAAUUUUGAAAACAAGAAGGUUGUGGAUUCCAGCACAAAGAAUGCCGUCAACAUAGCUUACGACCAGACCAAGGACGAUAUUGCAAAGAGCGACGAGUUGAAUAAGAAAGCCGAAGAGUUGUAUAACGAAGCACUUUACAAUUUCAGCGAAUUAAAAAACACCGUGGAAAUCGAUAAGCCGACUGAAGCGAUCGAACAUCUUACCAAUACUAUCAACGACAACGAAGUUUUACUCGCGGCAGUCAAAAACGAAGUACCCGAGGCAGUACACCACGCUCACAGUCUUGAGAAUAAAUCUAUGAGAUUGGAAUCUAUGCUUUUGGACACACGUAAUUUAACUGCAGUACGCGCUGCUUCAGUUUAUCAAAAUAUUGCACUCAGUAUCGGUGAGGCCAGAAAACAUGCUGAAAGUGCUAUGAAAUCAGCUGAUAAUGCUACUAAUUUGGCUGAUGGACUUGGAGACAGAAGUGAUAGUGCCCAAAGAAAAAGUAGUGAGCUGUUGAAUAACGCAAGAACGGCUGUGGAUAAAACUGAUCGAAAUCUCAAGCCAACGCUCUUAAAUGCUAAAUAUUAUAAUGUACACUAUAUUGCCGAUGAAAACGCUAAAAAUAUCCAGAAACUUGACUUUAUUGAUAAGUCGCUUAACACACUGUCAGUAGAAUCAGGUUCGAUGAUCAUUCAAGAAGCUGACAACAACGCCGACAAAGCUGAAUACACUAUUGGAGAAGCUUUAGCCAAUCAUCUAACUGGUAAAGAAGAGAAGAUUCCCGAAGAUCUCAAACGCACUAAACAACUAUCCAAGGAUACUUCAGACGCUAACCGUGACGUAUCUCAAGCCAACCAUCAACUUGAUUCUUUCGGUACAAUUCUACCUGACAUCAACAAUCGUUUAAGAAUCUUAAGUGAUAGACAACAGUCGAUCAAUGGAAAUGGAACUAGUUUGUAUGACAAUAUCGAGCAACUGAAAAAGAAGAUUGAAAAUGCCAGAGAUUUGGCUAAUAGAAUAAGAAUUGGAUUGACAUUCUUCCCGAAUACGACUUUACAAUUAAAGAAUCCUGAAAGUUUACCAUUGCAAACUACUUCAUCGAAAGUCUCGUUAUACUUUAGAACGAAACAGGCCAAUGGUUUCUUAUUGUACCUAGGAAAUGAGAACAGAACUAAUAUUCCAAGAACUAACACGCAUGAUUUCAUGGCGCUAACGAUCGAAGGUGGAUACCCCAUAUUGACAUUGGAUUUAGGUUCAGGACCUCAACGAAUAAUCGGCAACCGCUACGUCUCCGAUAACAUGUGGCGUCAGUUGGUGGUUGAUCGUACCGGUCGUAACAUCAAACUAAUAGUUCGUGAAGAUGAAGGCGAUGGUCGUGAACAGAGCUACAUCACUGAACAAUCCUUGCCAGGGUCACACUCAGUAUUCAACUUGGAUCAGGAGAAAUCGAAACUCUUCGUAGGUGGUAUUCCACCAUCGUUCCAAGUUCAAGAUGCGGUUAUCUCUUCUUCAUUCGAUGGUGAAAUGGAGGAUGUAAUAAUCGGCGAUGUACCGGUUAGUUUCUUCAACUUCGUCUACGGAGAGAAUAAUGGUCAACCAGCUUAUGAACGUGAUAAGUUGGUGAAUCUUCAACCGACGACAGGUUACCGAUUUGAAAGGGAUGGAUAUGCUCUUUUGAGCAAAAAAGCACAUUCGCUACCUCCGGAUGUUAAGAAGUUUAGAGUAAUGUUUAAAUUUAAGACGUGGGUUAACAAUGGACUUAUGUUUUUGAUGGGAGGAAAGAAACAUUUCCUUGCAAUAGAAUUGAAAGAUGGACAAAUUCUUUAUCAAUUUGAAUUAGAUGAUGGAAUGGUUGCCAUCAAAACACCACAAAGGUACAAUGAUGGCAAAUGGCACGAAGUUACAGCCAUGCGUCUCGAUCAAAUAGGAGCACUCAAAGUAGAUGGUAAAGAAGUCGGCCAAGGCCAAAGCCAAGGUGCGAAUAAAACUUUACACAGUACAGAUUACAUGUACUUCGGUGGUUAUCCAGUUGCCAUUCAACAACCAUACAAGCCGGUGACGCAAGUGGGCUUUGAAGGUUGCAUCGAUGACGUAUCUGUUCAAGAGCUUUCGGUUGAUCUCACAAAGAAUAUGAAAGCCCUUGGCGUUGUCAAUGGAUGCCCUGUUAAAUUCGCAAGUUUGGUAUCGUUUACUUCCAUGCGACCAGGACAUGUAAAAUGGGGUGACGUCUCGGUGCAAAAUGCACGUCAACUAAGUCUUAAAUUCAAGACUCAAAGCAAGAACGGUGUGAUUUAUCAUCUAGUCAACUCGGAUAGUUCAGCAGUAAGUACGUUGUUCCUUGAAAAUGGCCAAUUGGUUCUCGAAACUCAAGGAGCACGACUUGAAGCGAAUACUCCGGAUAUCAGAUUUAACGACGGCGAGUGGCAUUACAUUACCGCUACACAUAAUAAUAGCUUGUUAAGACUAGAUAUUGAUGAUACUGAGGACGAAAAAAUGGAUGAUGCACCUUAUCCCAGUCAAAUAAGCAAUGGUGCACUCUACGUUGGUAGCGUACCAGAUAAAUUCAAACAGGGUAGAAUUUAUGAUCCUUUUGAUGGUUGCAUUGGUGACGCAACGUUGAAUGGAAUUAUUAUCAAUUUUGCCAAUUCUUCAGAGAAAAUUUACGCGAAUCUAGGACAAUGUACUGAUUCCGCACACAUUACGUUCCCUGAAGAACCUACAGUGCAAACAAAUGCACCGUUACCACAGGAGGAGUGGGACGACUCUGAUAAUAUAAUUAACACGCCCGAUAUAGACAUGCGAUUCCAUGAAACAGACGACGAAUCACCAAGCGAGGGUCGUCCGCCACUGCAUGAGGAUGAUAACGAAUCUCCUAUAAUUAUCACUACUACCACAGAGCCAUCGACAACAUCGCCAAGGGAACCUGAAACUGUUGACGGAUGCCGAUUACCUUACUAUCCAGUCACAGAUCCUGAUCAAAUGAGUGAAAAUGCUUGGAGAUUCGGAACUCAAAUGAACAGUAGAUUCCAAUAUAAUUCGCUGGGUGGUCAAACAUUGGAUGACUUCGAUUUCCAAAUUGACAUCAAAACAUUUGCGACGGACGGUAUUGUGUUCUACAGUUUCAAUGUCAACCAGCCAGAUAUGAUCGCUCUUUACAUUAAGGAUGGAUACGUUCACUUUGAAUUCAACUGCGGGGGUGGAAUUCCAGGAAUGGCAAUCAGCGAUAGGAAAGUAAACGACCAACAGUGGCAUACAGUGUAUUUCCGUCGCGAACUAACAACUGGCACAUUAACCAUCGACGGUUCACCUCACAUGAAAGGUCAAUGCCAGGAAGCAACCACGCAAACGAACGUUCAGAGACCAUACUUUGUUGGAGGUGUCGAUCCUAUAUAUGCCUCUAUUGUUGACAAAACCAUUGGUUUUAACAAAUCGUUUAGUGGCUGUAUACGUAGCUUUAUGUUGAAUGGAUUACUCGUGCCCCAGCCUACGUUUAAAUUUGGAGUGAUACCUUGCUCCAAAAGGGUUGAGCCUGGAAUGUUCUUCUAUCCGGGUAACGGUAGUAACUGGUUCAAGGCUGAUGAAAGGUACACCGUGGGCAGGCAGAUCGACAUUCAGAUGGAUAUAAAACCGAGGUCAUCCUCGGGACUUUUAUUAUCGGUUCACGGUAGGAACGAUCACAUCGUGCUCGAAAUGGUUAAUGGAACAAUCAAGUUCCUCGUCAAAGCUACUAAAGGACAAAUGGAAACCAGUUUCCAACCUGCUAAUCCAAAUGCUUUAUGCGAUGGUAACUGGCACAACAUCCGAGCUCUGAAACAAAAGAACGCCGUCGUACUUUCGGUUGAUCAUAUCGGCGCACCACCAGGAAUCGGUACGAAGAACUACGGUGGUGUACUCACUAAACAUCCGAUUUAUGUCGGUGGUCAUCCACAUCUUGAGUCAGGAAAGUCAUUGAGAGGCAGCGUUUCUCGAGCUCAAUACGUUGGCUGCAUUAACAAUAUCAUCAUUAAAGAUAAACCAUAUCCGCUCGACCCAAGACACAUUCACGGCAGAGUCAUCGCUGAUGUGUGUCCAACGAUCUAAAUUAAUUAGCGACUGAUUUCUUUUCUCUUUCUAUAUGAACUAACUUGAAUUUGUUAAAUCAAUCCUAAGAAUUUUUGUAUGUAUUUUUGUAAAAUAAACAGUGAUGUAAUGCCAAAAUAAUUUUAG